Bipolaris maydis ATCC 48331 is the source of this 1519-nucleotide messenger RNA. Lineage: Eukaryota; Fungi; Ascomycota; Dothideomycetes; Pleosporales; Pleosporaceae. The record is from RefSeq and is a predicted model, not a curated record.
UGACAACGAGGGACUUGAGAUCAGCCAGCGCGCCCCAACACCACCAUGUCUGCAGACCAAGAUACACCAGCUGUGCCAAAGAAAACGAGGAAACCUAAAAAGGCCAAGGCCGCUCUGAGCAGCGAGGUUGUCGAGGGGCCUGAGAGCGAGGUCGGACGCAUCGCCGACGAGAUUGUAGCUGCUGCUGUACAACCCAAGCCCAAGGCAAGAAGAAGAAAGAGAGCCACUACCGAGGGCGAGGAAAUCGAUGGGGUCGAGGGCGAUGCUGGCACGAUGCGGGAAAAGAAGCGCAAGGGACGACCACCACGGGAGGCUACCCCACCAGAUGCAGAAAACCAGGUCAUCGACCCCGAUGUUACUUACAUGGACUCUCUCGCCGCCCGUACAGUCCGCUGGGGAAAGCUGUCUGCCCGAGAGAAGGAAAUGCGUACCAUAGACUGGGAGGCGGUCAAACGGCGUCGGAGGGAGGAAGACUCGAAGGUCAUAAUGUCCAAAGCAGAACAGGAAGCAGCAGACAGGGCUCUAGCCGAGGCAGGGGCACAAAUCGCUGCACAAGCCGAACAAAGACCUCGACUCCGACUGAACGCAGAUGGUAUCAUGGAGCUGGAACCCGACUCUGGAACAAUCGAUCGAGGAGGUGACGCGGAAAGGGAGCUGGACGCAAUGGUCGUCACUGAAGACCAAGACAUCACCGCUCGCCUAACCACCCGUAGCUUCAUGAAAAACAACAAGCGUUUCCCCAAUGAGUUUCUCCUACCAGGCCAAGGACGCCGCUGGGAUAGCGAGCUUACCGAACUCUUCUAUCAGGGCCUCCGAUCUUUCGGCACCGAUUUCCAAAUGAUAUCCCAAAUGUUUCCAGGCUUUACACGGCGCUCCAUCAAAACAAAGUUCACCCGUGAAGAACGCGAGAACCCUCAAGGCGUCAAGGAAGCUUUGCAAGGUCGCAGCGAACUGACCAAUGGUGGCUGGAGCGUCUUCCUCGAGAAAUCGAACAAGACAGAAGAGUCGUUUGCUGACGCAGAUGAGAUCAAGCGUCAGAUGGCUGCCAAGGAAGCAGAGUUUAAAGAACGCAUCGCAGCCGCACACGCAGAGGCGCAGGAAAGGAAACGCCAACGAGAGCUAGCUGGCAUUGACGAAGACGGAAAUCCCUUGGGUGACGGAGCUGCGAACAAGGAAAAUGGCAAAGGAAAGAAAAAGAGGGGGAAAAAUAAGCAAGUAGCAUUUCAGGAAGAGCAGGGCGUGGAGAUUGUGGGACAUGUUGGUGACGACGAUACCUGGGGCCAAGAGUGAGCUUUGUGGGAGUAGAAAAUCCAUCAGAUGGGUAUGUCCUAGUAGUUGAAUGGGUGAUGGGGAAUCACCUGAAUUUGCAAGCUAGCCAUGCGACAAUACGACUCAAUGGUUAACGAAAUACGAUACCCAACUAAAGAAAUUUUUAUUGAAAAAGUUUAGCUUUUCCGCUUUGAUCACAUAUCUAUCUUACUUCCUUCUGUACAUUUAUCGAAAUGAAAACAUUGGACAU